UUGGUUACUAAAGAUUAAAAAAACGAGUAUCCAAAAUUCAGAAGUUCUUUCCGAUGGGACACUCAGAAUUAAUUCUAAGGGUGAUUAUCAUGGGAAUGUUGGAAUAACUUGCACAGUGGUUGCUCUUCCUUAUAAAACUUAUUCACGUUAUGAAGAAGACAAAUUUACUGAAAAUAAAGGUCAUGAAUCCUAUUCAGCCUAUAAAUCUGCCCUUCAAGAUAUCGAAAACACCAUCAAAAAUGGCAAUAUUGACUUAACUACUUUAGCAGACUCCGGACUCUUUCUAAACGAAAGUUAUAUGAACGGUAUGCCUAGGGACUGCUUAGCCUGUGGUAAUAUUGACCCUAAUGAAACGCCGGUGGCUAAAUACUACCAAACUCACCUUAAAAAAUGCAUUUGGAGAACAGACCGCAUUAAUGAAUUCAAAGAUAAACAAAUCGCUUUAAUCGAAAGGAUAAUUACUAAAUUUAAUGACUAUAAAAAAGAAGCAAUUCAGGAGGUCAUCCAAGAAGCUCAAGAGAAAGGCGUCAGUGAAACCGAAUUAAAUACUACUCAAAUAGACAUUGAAAAUCUAGUAGCCGCCAAAAAGAAAAGUGGUGAAGAACGCCAACAAGCCGAAAACGAAACCAAAGCAAACGCUAAAAAAGAAGAAGAGAG
Molecule: messenger RNA, 657 nt
Organism: Ambispora gerdemannii
Lineage: Eukaryota; Fungi; Glomeromycota; Glomeromycetes; Archaeosporales; Ambisporaceae
Source: the annotation of a GenBank genome assembly